Molecule: messenger RNA, 1625 nt
Organism: Strongylus vulgaris
Lineage: Eukaryota; Metazoa; Nematoda; Chromadorea; Rhabditida; Strongylidae
Source: the annotation of a GenBank genome assembly
UUGAUCAAUGAAUAUGGAAAACGUUAUCAUAAAGAUCCCGAAAAUAGCGAGGAGCCAGAAAGAGAAGAAGAUAAGGAAAAUGAGCCUAAGAAGCAGAAAGAGACGGCUAAUGCUCCUCCGACGAUUACCACACUUGUGAGGAAGACCCUGGCAGAUGAUGGCUUUGACAAGUGGCUGAAAUAUUUGAAAAAGAAAUGGAGAAUAAUGAAAGUGUCUAAUGUGCGAAGCAGGAAGGAGAAAUGCUUUAGAGUUGAAAAAAAAAAACCUGAAACGUUCAGUCCACUGCGAGUGUCACUCAUUAUUCUAUCAAUGGAUGAAACGCAAACUCCCGGCAUCUUCAACCUUUGGGUAGCUCUGGAGGGCAGAAUGGACAGGUUUCAGUUAAGGGUUCCCAGACUGGUGAUGAUCAAUGAAAAGCUCGAGGGAGAAUUUAACGUUAAGGAGCCAGUGGAAGGCAAACAGGUAGUUCGGCGAGUACUUCCUCACCAUAAAACGGUUCACUAUCUGUACGAAUAUUCGAUUAGUGGGAGCGCAGAACAAAAACUUAUGGAAGAAAUCAACGAGAAACUGUGCUGUUCUCGUGUAGAAGGCAUCUAUGAGUCGCAAAUACCGUUGAUGUUCCGAGCUAUGACUCAAAUUGGAUGCCUUUGUCGACCUAUGGCUCCGCCACUUGGAGGAGUUUAUUCCCUAGAAACUCUCAAAAUGAUACCUCUUUCUACCGGCCAAACGUCUUAUCUUCUUAAUGAUGCCAUUCGCACUGUUUUUCUCUACAAAUUUGCGCAGGAUACUAGGCAAGUUUGGGCUGUCGUUGAUGCCACUACAUCUACCGGCUCGUUCUUCAUCGUCCAAAGGGGGGACCUGACCAUGCCAAACAUGGAUCGAAUCUAUGCUCAAACUUACAUGGAAGAGAAGGAUCAGCUAGUAACAACAGGCGAUAUUCAACCAACGAUAAAGUUCAGUACUCGCCAUUUUCGUGUAGUUGCUGAGGCUGAGAAAGAAGUCAAUAAGGCCAUUCGAAUGAGCCGAGAAGCGACAGCCAAGCCGACACUUUUAUGCAUGCUUGUUGAUGAAGAGCCAAAAUAUAUGAUGAAAAGAUUAGUACAACUCACGCUAUUCCCUCAUGUGCGCAUUCACGUUCAAGAGCCUCAUGCUCUAUUGAAUGUAAUGGAAUGGCAAAGAGUUGUGGCUAAGAGGAUCUGCAAACACUAUUUCAACAGUUUCAUCUAUGUAAAGGACUAUGCUAACUGGGCGCGCUAUCUGCAUGUGCCUAUCGGCAGCGUGCCAAGCGAUGCAGGUCUCUUUGGUCUGGAUUUACUCUUUGCUCGACAUCUUCAAAGGGCUGGCCAUGCACUAUGGGCAUCUCCAUCAAGUAGGCCUGAUCUUGGUGGGAAGGAGAUAGACGAUCUUCGCCUUACCUCAGACUGGAAGCCUUUGACAAAGGAUGAGACUGUUCUGCUGAAUAACCCAUCUUUUUGCGGUAGCGUCUGUGUUGAAUUUGAGUUGGAGGCGGUUGCGGUAAGUCCUCAAUUUCUCAAAUUUUCUUUAUCUCAAUUAUUUUUGGCUCUCGUUGAAAUAUUCAAAUCGACGAGCUGUUUCCGAUUUUUAUUUUCAAAUCAUAUAUAGUG